CAUAACCUAAUCGUCGGCAUCCACGAUAGUGUGGGUCUUCUACUACGUGGUUGUCACAAUAAUUCUUGUUAAUUAUGUCUGGACGGUUUAAUAAAAAACGCAACUUCAAGAAUCAAAAGGGAUGGCAUAAGAAACCGACACGUGAUUUCGUUCACAAUAAACCCAAGGAGUAUCGCCAUACGGAGCAGCUGUCUGAACCAGAAACGGGAAUAACAGAAUAUUUGAGUGAUUUUGAAGGAUUUUCUGGAAUAUUGAAAUCCAGAUUUUCAGACUUUCAAGUGAAUGAAAUCGAUCUGGAUGGAAAUGUAGCUAAGUUAACUGAUACGAACAUACCCAAAGACUUUCGGUCAAAGGAAGCAAAAGUUGAUUACAAAACUAUCAGUGAAACUCCCAUAGAGGCAAUUCCACAACAGACAUGGGAAGACAUAAAAAGCUUAAUGGAUAGUGAAGAAAGUAAAUCUGUGCAACUGAAUGCAGACAAUUUAGAAAAAGAUCAAAGGAAAAUUAUACAUGAAUGCAUUAAAAAGCAUUUUGGGGCUAAACUAGUUGCACAGACUAUAACAGUUGAUGAUAAGAAGAUUCUGGAAUUUAAAAAAUCAACUAAAGAAAACGCUGAACGUCGUUCUGAAGAGUGGCCUGCUGAUAAAGGUGAAUAUGUUCAUUUUAUAUUAUACAAGGAAUGUAUAGACACUUUAGAUGCUUGCAUGAAAAUUAGUGAUUGCAUCAGAACAAACUGUCAAAUAUUUAAUUAUGCAGGAGUAAAAGAUAAAAGGGCAAAGACAACUCAAUGGGUGUCUGUUCGUAAAGUUGAACCAUGGAAACUUAUUAUUAAGACUAAGCCACUAAAAAAUAUUAAAAUUGGUAACAUAACAUUUAAAGAUCAUCCACUAAAAUUGGGAGACUUGUCUGGAAACAAAUUUCGAAUUGCCUUGAGAAAUGUAACUGCAGAUAAUGACCUUAUUAAUAAGUCUUUACAGUUUGUUAAAGACAAUGGAUUUAUUAACUACUAUGGACUACAAAGAUUUGGUAAUGACAAAGAGGUACCUACAUUUGAUAUAGGUGUAAAAUUAAUGCAAGGCAAAUGGGAAGAUGCAACAAAGUUGAUUUUGAAACCCAAAAAAUCUGAUGACCCCAGCUUGGAUAUCUCCAAAGCUAAAUUGAUCUAUAGAGAAUCUGGUGAUGCUAAAAAAGCUUUUGAAGCAUUAUCAUGCAGUAAAAAUACAUGUAUAGAAGCAAAAUUACUGGAGGGAUUAUCUAAAACAGGAGAAAAUGAAUAUGUGAAUGCCUUGGAAAAAAUACCAAGAAAUAUGAGAUUGUUGUAUAUUCAUUCAUUUCAAAGUUUAAUUUGGAAUAAAAUGGUUUCAAAACGAAUAAAAGAGUUUGGUUUAAAACCUGUAAUAGGUGAUUUUGUUGUAAUUGGAGAAAAGACCAUUAAAAGUGACAGUGAUACAGACAGUGAAGAUAUUCUAUGCAAACAAGAGAUAAAGGUUUUGAAAGAAGAUGAAUUGGGACAGUAUACUAUAUUUGACAUUGUAUUGCCUCUUCCUGGAUAUGACAUAAGUUAUCCUGACUUCAUGAAGGACUAUUAUAAAGAAGCUUUGGCAGAGUAUGAUUUGACACUAGAAAUGCCUAAACAAAAAGUUAAAACAUACACAUUAAGUGGAACUUACAGAAAUAUACUAAUGUCUGUAAAUGAUUUAUCAUGGAAAACAUUAAAUUAUAAGGAACAAAAUGAUAAUCUAAUUUUAUCAGAUUUUGAACAACUAAAAGGACAACAAGAACCAGUAAAUGUUGAGGGUGGAAAAUUUAAAGCUUUAGUUAUGGAAUUUUCAUUGUGUUCUUCAUCUUACGCCACAAUGGUAAUUAGAGAGAUCAUGAAAAUUGAUACUUCCACAAGUACACAUGCAAAAAUGAAUAAUUAUGCCACUGAAAAUAAACAAAAGAAAAUUUCUUUGGAUAUAUCUGAGAAUUUUAAAUCAGAACCAAAGGAAAUAAUGCAGGAGAGCAGCCUCAUUGCUGAUAAGGCAAAGUAUGAAGAAUUUAAAAGGAACAUUUUCAAUGUAACAUCCCCUGUCAAGAGACCAUCAGAUGAAGACAAAUCUGUGCCAAACAAGAAACUUAAAGUUGAAGAAAAAAAGGAAUCUGGAAUUAAAAUGGAGGCCUCCCUUGUAUAAUUCGUUUAUUUAUAUAUGUAUUCUGUAUAUACGCAUAUCAGUUAUAUUUCAUUUAAACAUUUUUGUAACCUGUAAUAAUAAAAUUACAUCAAAAUAUA
Molecule: messenger RNA, 2272 nt
Organism: Aethina tumida (small hive beetle)
Lineage: Eukaryota; Metazoa; Arthropoda; Insecta; Coleoptera; Nitidulidae
Gene: Pus7
Product: pseudouridylate synthase 7 homolog
Exons: 1
Coding region: 75-2174 (699 amino acids)
Biological process (GO): pseudouridine synthesis
Cellular component (GO): nucleus
Molecular function (GO): pseudouridine synthase activity; RNA binding
Source: RefSeq, a predicted model, not a curated record